Messenger RNA from Scleropages formosus (Asian bonytongue), 5374 nucleotides. It is a transcript of the gene sfmbt2, whose product is annotated as Scm like with four mbt domains 2. The record is from RefSeq and is a predicted model, not a curated record. Gene Ontology annotation, cellular component: nucleus. Bases 188 to 2887 code for a protein of 899 amino acids. Gene Ontology annotation, biological process: negative regulation of DNA-templated transcription. NCBI's taxonomy places the organism in Eukaryota, Metazoa, Chordata, Actinopteri, Osteoglossiformes, Osteoglossidae. Gene Ontology annotation, molecular function: histone binding; transcription corepressor activity; chromatin binding. The transcript has 22 exons.
CAUAUUGGAAGGAGGCUUGUGCUGGGCAGCUGAAGAAGACACCGCUCUCCGUUCUCACCCUAAAUCCACACGGGCUCUUCAAUUAGCACGGCGGGAAAAAACAAACAAACAAACAAAAACUUCACAACGGUCAAAGGAGUGAAGGCCAUGUAUUGAGAGAAUAACGGUGGCAAAGGAAGAGGACAAAAUGUCAUCCACGAGAAAAAUCCAAGAGAUGACAUCAUUGUCAUUGCCAGGGAAAUCCCAAAGUCCAACAAACGGGAUGGGUGAACAGUCCCACUCAGAUGGAGACUUUAUCGAGGAGGAUGUAGACUUCAACUGGGAGGAGUACCUAGAGGAGAAUGAGGCAGUUGCUGCACCCCACUCAUCCUUCAAACAUGUGGAGAUCAGCCUGCAGAGCAGUUUUCAGCCGGGGAUGAAGUUGGAAGUAGCCAAUAAGAGCAGUCCGGACACCUACUGGGUUGCAACUAUCAUUACUACAUGCGGUCAGCUGCUCCUGCUACGCUUUUGCGGCUACGGCGAGGAACGGAAAGCUGACUUUUGGUGUGAUGUGAUGACAGCUAACCUGCAUCCCAUCGGCUGGUGUGCCCAGAACAACAAAGUUCUUAUGCCUCCUGAAGAUAACGUUUACUUAAGAAAAGCCAUAAAGGAGCGCUACAGUGAUUGGGCUGAGUUUCUGAUCCAGGAGCUGACAGGCUCUCGGACUGCACCAGCUAACCUGCUGGAAGGGCCUCUGCGAGGGAAGAACACAGUUGACCUGAUCACUCCAGGUUCCCUGCUGGAGCUCCAGGACUUGUGUGAACCCAUUCUUUACUGGCCAGUGAGGGUUAUGGAGAAUAUGGGUGGCCGGCUUCGCCUGCGUUACGCUGGAUUGGAAAGCGAUGACCAUGACACCUGGCUCUUCUACCUGGAUGUUCGGCUCCGACCUGUGGGCUGGAGUCAGGAGAACCAUUACACUAUGGAACCCCCUUCAGAGCUACGGGCUCUGAAGAGCACCUCUGAAUGGCAGGAGACCCUCCAGCAAGCAAACACAGAAGCAGAACAGAACCCUCUGCCUUUGGAAGUGUUCAAGGACCACGCAGAUCUGCUGAAACACACGUUCAACACGGGGAUGAAGUUGGAGAUGGUGUCCCCUCGGGAACCAUUUCAUAUCUAUCCUGUGUCCGUGACCAAGGUCUGGAGUGAAUACUACUUCCAGGUGACAGAGGAUGACCUCACUGGGGAGGGGACACCCUUCUUUGUGGCCUGCCAUGCCCACUCUCCAGGGAUCCUUCCCACACAGUGGUGCCUUAAGAAUGGAGUGACUCUGGAGCGACCACGAGGCUACCCUGGCCAGGACUUUGACUGGGCUGAUUACCUGAAGCAGAGCAGCACGGAGCCUGCCCCAGAAGCUUGCUUCCCAGAAGUUAGACACAGCCGUGGUUUUGUCAAAGGCAUGUGGCUGGAGGCUGUGAACCCACUGAGACCCUCCCAGAUCUGUGUAGCCUCUGUCAGCCAGGUGAAGGGGAGGCUGCUGUGGCUCCACCUGGAAGGCCUGGCCACUGCGCUGCCUGACUACAUUGUAGAUGUGGAGUCCAUGGAUAUCUUCCCCCUGGGGUGGUGUCAGGCCAAUGGCUACCCCCUCACCCCUCCGCACAAACCUGUCUGUCAGAACCAUAAGAAGAUUGCGGUGGUGCAGCCGGAAAAACAGUCGGUUCCAGCACAGCCAGUGGAGAACAGCCUUCCAGGGCUGUGUCCUACCCAAGCUCAGGAUGCAGGCUCUGCCAAUGGGAAGUAUUGCUGCUCACAGAUUUUUGUCAACCACCGGUGCUUCUCAGGGCCUUACCUAAACAAGGGGCGGAUCGCUGAGUUACCACAGGCUGUUGGCCCGGGCAAGUGUACUCUGGUCCUGAAGGAGGUACUCAGUAUGCUGAUCAAUGCAGCAUACAAGCCAGGGCGUGUUUUGAGGGAGCUACAGCUCGUGGAAGACCCUCAUUGGAACUUUCAGGAGGAAACGCUGAAAGCCAAGUACAAGGGGAAAACAUACAGGUCAACCAUCAGGAUUGUGAGAAGGUCGGAUCAGGUGUCGGACUUCUGUCGAAAAGUCUGCCUAAAGCUACAAUGCUGUCCAAACCUGUUUAGCCCCCUGCUGAUCACCGACAAGUGCCCUGAAAACUGCUCUGUGCACACUAAGACCAAAUACACCUAUUACUAUGGUAAGAAGAAGAAAGUGGGCCUCACAUCAGUGGGAGAGGCUUCUCCAGACAGCAUGAUCUCUAAGCCUGCACGCCGCAGAAAGAAGCGCAAGUCCAUUUUUGUCCAGAAGAAGCGUCGGUCAUCUGCAGUAGACUACACUCCUGCAGGGUCACCUCAGGACAGUGAAGAGGAUGAUGACAAUGGUGAGGACCAGUCAGGCAGUGAGGAAGGGACCAGCUCAGAGCCUCGGGGGGACCACACUGACACUUCAUCCGUUGAGGUGGCAGCCAGCAGCCGCCCACGCAGAGCUGUUACACUCCGCAGAAACACUGACUCUGGGGUCACUGGGGGUCCAGAUAAAGCUCGCCGUAAGAGGACGACUCGCUCUCUGUCUUAUACAGAGAGUACGAAGUACCACCCUGCCAAGCGGCAUGUCACCAAGGUAGAGAGCUGUGAAGAGGAAGACAAGUUGGUUCUGGACAGUAACCCCCUGGAGUGGACAGUUGCAGAUGUGGUCCAGUUCAUUCGCUCCACCGAUUGUGCCCCACUUGCUAAAAUAUUCCAGGAGCAGGACAUUGAUGGCCAAGCACUGCUGCUGCUCACACUGCCCACGGUACAGGAGUGCAUGGACCUCAAGCUGGGGCCUGCCAUCAAGCUCUGCCAUCAGAUUGAGAGAGUUAAGGUGGCCUUCUAUGCUCAGUACGCCAACUGAUUGGCAGUCCCUCGGGCAGCGCUGGCCAUUUGACCAUCGAGAGCAAAGGAUGUUGGAAGUUUUUUUUUUUUUUUUUUUUUGAGUAUAUCAUCUAUUUGAACUUGAAUGGACUUUGGGAUUAACAAGAGGAUUCAUAACCUGGAGACUGUGGUGGUCAGUCUAGUGGAGCUGUAACUCCCUCUGGAUUAUUGACGAUUAUUUUUGAUGGAUCUGUUGUUGAAGAAAUGUUCUGCUGCUUAGUUUUUCUUCUGUAUCUCAGCAAACGUGUAACAGAUGUCACAGGCACCUGAGGAAGUGGUAUCAGACACAUCUGCAGAAAUUCCUAUUUGGAAUCAGUGGGAACUUUGUAAAAUGAUUUACUUUCUUUACAUUUCACACAGCUCAUAGCUGGAAUGCUUGGUUUGUAAUGCUCUGAGUAUAAGCGAAACACCAACCUGUGCAGUGGGACAUUUCUAGAGUUUGGAUCCCACUGCUGUUUACCUUUUGGAAGUUUUGCACCAAUGAAAUCAACACAGACCUGAAAGCUGGAUGAACAGUCAAGCUGAAAGGCAAAAACAACAGCACAGGGGUGUGAUUCUCCAUCCGCAGUCUACUGUAUGUCUGUUUUUCUCAAGAUGUUUUGUAAAUGGAAACCAGCAUGGAUACAGUCUUGAUUUUGUUUUCUACUGUGUCUACAGUGACUUAUAUUUCCAUGUUUUUAUUUCCUUUUGCAUUUUAUUUCCACGAAAUGCCAUAAAUUCUGUUCCCUACCGAACAGGCAAGUUCUUCAUCAGCAGGGAUUUUAGUAGAGAUAGUGCCAUACAGUAAUACAUGUGAAAUAAUUUGUUCAGCCUUACUUCUCAGAUUUUCUCAGUCAUCUGUGUAGUUUUUUUUUUUUUUUUUUUUUUUAAACCAGUCUCAUUAAUCACAGUUCAUAUCUUGAAUCUGAAACAUAACCCUGUUUGGGCGUUUACAGUGUAAAUGGGAACGGAAAUAGAACUCGUAAACAGGGUAUGAGACCAUUGUUGAUUUGCCACUGAUGUCUGAUUAUCAGUGAAAAGGCACUUUAGCGAGACCUGAGCACCACAGAAGGAGAGUCAAGCCUCACAAGUACAGAGCCUCAUGUCAAGUGAGAAAUAAGAUUUCAGCACAAUCACCAUUUCUUUACCAUAUAUAUUUAUUUACCUUCUUGUAUAUGCUGAAGUUCUAAGGAUACUAUGAGGUCUGAAAAGCCAUUGACUUCUACGCUGUAUUUAUGUUAGCUGUUUAAAAAAGCAACAUAUUUAUGCACACCCUUAAAUUAUUUUACAUUAUAUUUUAAUUUAAUAUUAGAAAUAAUUUAUUGGUCAAUGGCUUUAGUUCAGUGUAUGAACAUCAGUGUGACAGCAAACAUUUGAUAACAUCAAGAUCUGGAGAAAAUGUUUCCUUUAUGAUGGGUACUGUAUAGGAGUGCUUCAAUGCAUACAGUAGUCUUUUUUCCUGUGUUUUGCUCUCACUAUUGUUGAAUUUGUGCUUUUUUUGUGAAAAUUCACCUUUAUCCAUCUAUGCAAAAUGCGGUGCAGGAAUUUUUCAUAUGCCAUUGACUGAAAUAAAGUCCAUUUUGUAUUGGUUUUUAUAAAAAAAAGAAAUUAGGGAGACUAUGAAGGAUUCACCUUCUGUCUUUUAAGAGGGGUUAUUAAUACUAGUGUGAAAAUUUUUUAAUCUUCACAUUUAUGCAAUGCAGUUCAUAUCUGUCGAAGCUUAAUUUAUUAGUUUCAGCUAGAAAAACUUUGGGACCCUCAUGCACCUGGACCACAGAAAGAACCUCUCCCGGAUGGGGCGCAAGGAAUUUCACUGGCAUUUGCCCUGUGCAGGUGACACAAGUGAACGUGGAGAACCAGGAGAACAAGAAGUAAUUGUUUAAAUGCUUUGUGCAUCUUCUUUGUCUUGUCUUGGCUUCACAUCUCUACACCACACCCCUGUUUUGAAAGAAACACUGAAGAGGCGGUAGAGGACAGUGCACAUCUUGGUGCUGGAAACAUAAACACCCAUCAUACUUAGUCAUUUUAAAUUUGUAUUGACUGAGGAGGAAUCAAGCUGUAUGAAUAACUGCCAGCUUUUCUUCUAAAAUUGUUUCUUUUGUCCUGUUCAGUUUUCACCAUCCUGUCUGUCUGUUGGUGACUGUGAAAUGAAGGGUUGAUAUGAACCUGCUACGCAGCAGUUUUGGCUGCAUUUAUUUGGGCAGUGUACAUAUUCAGGUUUUUAUUUCAGAUGUUUGCUCAGUGUGAAUACAUACAUUUGUACCUGUUGAAUUCAGUGGCACAGAGGAAAUAAAACGAAGGCAAACCAAGGUUUGAUUGCAUCAGUGAUGUCAGUGCCUUUUUUGCUUGAUGGAUAAAGUAUUAAUUUCUAAAUCCUUAAAUGAGCAACAGUGCUUUGGAAAAACAAAAAUAUGAAUCAACAUAACAGGCUAAUCAUUGCAGCAUUUCCUUGUUUUAGAUCACCUUUUUUCAAUAAAUGCCCAACCCC